AUGGAGGAAGAAGAUAAAGCUUUUGAAGACUUGGAAUGUCAUAUAUGUCUACAAACGAUAUCGGAGAUAGUGUCACUGUUCUCAGUGGGCCAGAAAAGAGGUGAUAAGAAGUGUACACAUAGCUUCUGUAAUUCAUGUCUGGCACCAUACUUUGACAUGAGGAUGAAGUCGAAAUUGACGGUGGAAUGUCCAGUUUGUCGUGAACCAUUUGAUGGUUUCAUCGUUAACAAUGUAGCAAAGAAGAUAUUCGAGACUGCCAAGACAUUCUCUGCAACAAAGAAGUUAUUAGAGACUGAACUAGAUAAACAAAGAGAUGAAUAUAUAAGAUAUAAGGAUAAUGUUGAAAAGAAUGAUGAAGUUAGACAAGAGAUGGAGAAUAGGAUACAGAGAUUGGAGAUGGAUUUGAGGACUUUGGAACAACAGAGGGAAAAGUCAGAGACGGAGAAUGGCUCAUUGAUCAGGAGUAUGAAGGAGUUCCAAGAGCAGCAGGAUUAUGAACGUCAGCAAUACCAGGAGAACAUCAAUCACUAUCACAAGCAGAUCAACGACCUGCAACAGAACAACACGGCACUGAAUGAGAGCUUUGCGCAUCAGCGCGGUCGCACCAAGCUGGCGGAGGAGCGUGCCAAUCAGUACGCCAAGCAAAGUGAGGAGUUGGGCAACCAGCUGCACGAGUUGGACGCAGGCAGCAAGCACGCCCAGCGCGAGAAGGCCGCACUGGUCGAGCGCACGCGCGACUUGGAGUCGCGACUGCGCCAGAGCGAGCGACAUCACGAGCAGCUGCAGCAGAUGCUGGACGAGUCCAAGAGGCAGAUGGCCGAGGAGAAGCGCAAAUAUCUGAUCAAUGCCGACGAGCACUCGAGGAGCAACGAUCGCAUCCACGACCUGGAGGGUGCGUUGGCGAGUGUUCGCGUGGAGCAAGCCAAGAAGGAGCACGAGACCGAACAACUACGACGAAAGAACAGACAACUGGAGAAGGAGCUAGAGGACAUGAAGGCCAGGCAGAACCCCGCCAAGCAAGAAUCCUACCUCGACCUCAUCAAGAUGAACACCAUCACCUCAUUCUUUAGCAAGGCUUCAACGAAUGACUUUAUCGUCCCCUUCAAAGACUUUACAAUCAAGGAAAGAAGAGGAACAAACAGGAACAACUAUAUUGUUAGAGCUAUCACCAAGUCGAAUACACAGUGCAUUCUGAAACAGAUCAACUUCCAACCCCCAAGUAGACUGUACUACUCAUCGGUGCCAACUGACAAUGAUUUGGCGGCAUUCCGCGAGUCAAUGAUACUGUCCAAGCUCAAUCACAUCAAUCUGCUCACGGUCGACAACAUGACAAAGGACGACGCGGGCAAGUACUGCGCCGUGAUGUCGCCGUUCGUGCCCAACGACCUGGAGUUUCUGCUGGCGGCGCAGAAGCACAAGCCGUUCGACGCCAAGACGGUCAAGUUCAUCGCCUACCAACUGGUCUCUGUUGUGCACUAUCUCCACUCGCAGGAGCUGGUGCAUCGCGACAUUAAGCCCACCAGCAUCCUGUUGUUUGACGACUACCAGAUGAAGCUGUGCAGUUUCAAGCUCUGUGUCUCUGUGAUGGCCUCCACCACCAUCCUGAUCCCGCCAACCUUUUCCAACUACUCAUCGCCCGAGAUCAUCCUGAAUUGUGGCAUCACUCAAAAGAGCCUCGACUGGAAAGCGAUCGACAUGUGGAGCAUUGGCUGCAUCAUUGCAGAGAUGCUCUUUGGACAAUCGUUGCUCAACCUCCAGCAGGGCGGCGACGGCGUGCUGACGUCGGGCACGUCGAUGGGCCUCCUCAUGACCGACCAACAGGGCAGUCUGGGCAGCGUCAAUGGGCCGCGCAUGUCUCUUCUGCGACAGAUCAUCAACUUUAGAGAGUGUGCGCCAAAAGAUGCCAACUACUUCACCAAUCAGAACAUCGACCUGCGCUUCAACCCGACCAAGUCCAUCGUGUCGGAUCGCGUCGACAGCAAGGGCAAUCCAUUGGCGGGCAUCAGUCGUGAGGUGGUCGAUCUACUGAGCCAACUGCUUCGCUUCGAUCCCAACACACGCAUCACGUCGAAGGAGGCCAUCGAGCAUCCCUACUUCACCAGGGACCCCAGUCUGGUGCUUUGCGAUUCCAGCUCCUACGCCGACAUUGCGUCCAGUCUCACCGAUAGGAACAUCAGAGAGUAUGUCAAGGAGAAGUGUAUAAUAUAA
Messenger RNA from Acytostelium subglobosum LB1, 2208 nucleotides. RefSeq lists its product as hypothetical. Gene Ontology annotation, cellular component: nucleus; cytoplasm. NCBI's taxonomy places the organism in Eukaryota, Evosea, Eumycetozoa, Acytosteliales, Acytosteliaceae. The transcript is spliced from 5 exons. Gene Ontology annotation, molecular function: protein serine/threonine kinase activity; ATP binding; metal ion binding. The record is from RefSeq and is a predicted model, not a curated record. Bases 1 to 2208 code for a protein of 735 amino acids. Gene Ontology annotation, biological process: intracellular signal transduction; protein phosphorylation.